CCGCCGCCGCCGCCGCCGCCGCCGCCCGAGACUCGCGCAGAGCAGUUAUGGCGGAUCCCGCAGCGCCCGCGCCCGCAGCUCCGGCUCCCGCCCAGGCCCCGGCCGCGGCCCCGGACGCGGCGCCGACCCCGGACGCGGCCCCCGCCCCGGCCCCGGCGCCGGCGCCCGCCCCGGACUCGGCCUCAGGGCCGUCCUCGGACUCCGGCCCCGAAGCCGGCUCGCAGCGGCUGCUCUUCUCUCACGACCUGGUGUCGGGCCGUUACCGCGGCUCGGUGCACUUCGGGCUGGUGCGCCUCAUCCACGGAGAGGACUCGGACUCGGAGGGCGAGGAGGAGGGCCGCGGGAGCUCGGGCUGCUCCGAGGCGGGGGGCGCGGGCCACGAGGAGGGCCGGGCCAGCCCGCUGCGCCGCGGCUACGUGCGCGUCCAGUGGUACCCGGAGGGCGUCAAGCAGCACGUGAAGGAGACCAAGCUGAAGCUAGAGGACCGCUCUGUGGUGCCCCGGGACGUGGUCCGGCACAUGCGAUCCACCGACAGCCAGUGCGGCACCGUGAUCGACGUCAGCAUCGACUGUGCCGUCAAGCUCAUCGGCACCAACUGCAUCAUCUACCCCGUCAACAGCAAGGACCUGCAGCACAUCUGGCCCUUCAUGUACGGGGACUACAUUGCCUAUGACUGCUGGCUGGGGAAGGUCUACGACUUAAAGAACCAGAUCAUCCUGAAGCUGUCCAACGGUGCCAGGUGCUCCAUGAACACAGAAGAUGGCGCCAAGCUCUAUGACGUCUGUCCCCACGUCAGCGACUCUGGUCUCUUCUUUGAUGACUCCUAUGGCUUCUACCCGGGCCAGGUUCUCAUCGGCCCCGCCAAGAUCUUCUCUAGUGCCCAGUGGCUGUCUGGGGUCAAGCCUGUGCUCAGCACCAAGAGCAAGUUCCGUGUGGUGGUGGAAGAGGUGCAGGUCGUAGAGCUAAAAGUCACAUGGAUUACCAAGAGUUUCUGUCCAGGGGGCACGGACAGCGUCAGCCCCCCGCCCUCUGUCAUUACCCAGGAAAACCUAGGCAGGGUGAAGCGUCUCGGAUGCUUUGACCAUGCUCAGCGGCAGCUUGGGGAGCGUUGUCUGUAUGUCUUCCCAGCCAAGGUAGAGCCGGCCAAGAUUGCCUGUGAAUGUCCAGAAAAACACUGCGCCCAGGGGGAGGGCUCUAUGGCCAAGAAGGUGAAGCGCCUGUUGAAGAAGCAGGUUGUGAGGAUCAUGUCCUGCUCCCCGGACACGCAGUGCUCCCGAGACCAUUCCGUGGAGGACCCGGGAAAGAAAGGAGGGGCCAAAGCCAAGAGCGAAACGGGGUCGGUCAGCCCCGAGGAGACGCCCGAUGGGGCCGCCAGCCCGGUGGAGAUGCAGGAUGAGGGCCCAGAGGAGGCCCAGGACGCGGGUGAGCAGCUGCCCCCCUUCCUGCUGAAGGAAGGUGGCGACGACAGGCUGCACUCGGCAGAGCAGGACGCGGACGACGAGGCCGCCGAUGACACGGAUGACACCAGCUCGGUGACCUCCUCUGCUAGCUCCACCACCUCCUCCCAGAGUGGCAGCGGCACAAGUAGAAAAAAGAGCAUCCCCUUGUCUAUCAAGAACUUGAAGCGGAAACACAAGCGGAAGAAGAAUAAAAUCACUCGUGACUUUAAGCCGGGGGACAGGGUGGCGGUGGAGGUGGUGACCACCAUGACCUCGGCAGACGUGAUGUGGCAAGACGGCUCCGUGGAGUGCAACAUCCGCUCCAACGACCUCUUUCCCGUGCACCACCUGGACAACAACGAAUUCUGCCCCGGAGACUUUGUGGUGGACAAGCGAGUCCAGACCUGUCCAGACCCCGCCGUCUACGGCGUGGUGCAGUCUGGGGACCACGUGGGCCGCACCUGCAUGGUGAAGUGGUUCAAGCUGCGGCCCAGUGGCGAUGACGUGGAGCUGAUUGGAGAAGAGGAGGACGUGAGCGUCUACGACAUCGCUGACCACCCUGACUUCCGGUUCCGCACCACGGACAUCGUCAUCCGCAUCGGCAAUACUGAGGAUGGAGCUCCUCACAAGGAGGAUGAGCCAUCAGUUGGCCAGGUGGCCCGUGUGGACGUCAGCAGCAAGGUGGAGGUGGUGUGGGCUGACAACUCAAAGACCAUCAUUCUGCCCCAGCACUUGUACAACAUCGAGUCUGAGAUUGAGGAGUCGGACUAUGACUCGGUGGAAGGCAGCACCAGUGGGGCGUCCUCGGAUGAGUGGGAGGACGACAGCGACAGCUGGGAGACGGACAACGGGCUGGUGGAGGAUGAGCACCCCAAGAUAGAGGAGCCCCCCAUCCCGCCCACCGAGCAGCCGGCGGCCCCUGAGGAGGACAAGGGGGUAGUGAUCAGCGAAGAGGCUGCCACGGCCGCCAUUCAGGGGGCCGUGGCCAUGGCUGCCCCCGUGGCUGGGCUGAUGGAGAAGGCUGGCAAAGACGGGCCCCCGAAGAGCUUCCGGGAGCUGAAAGAGGCCAUCAAGAUCCUGGAGAGCCUCAAGAACAUGACUGUGGAGCAGCUUCUGACAGGCUCGCCCACCUCCCCCACAGUGGAGCCGGAGAAACCGACUCGGGAGAAGAAGUUUCUAGACGACAUCAAGAAACUGCAGGAAAAUCUCAAGAAGACCCUGGACAACGUGGCCAUCGCAGAGGAGGAGAAGAUGGAGGCGAUGCCAGACACGGAGCGCAAGGAGGAGAAGCCGGAAGGGCAGUCACCCGUGAAGGCCGAGUGGCCCAGCGAGACCCCGGUGCUCUGUCAGCAGUGCGGCGGCAAGCCCGGAGUCACCUUCACCAGCGCCAAGGGCGAGGUCUUCUCAGUGCUGGAGUUCGCGCCCUCAAAUCACUCUUUUAAGAAAAUUGAGUUCCAGCCUCCGGAAGCCAAGAAGUUCUUCAGCACAGUACGGAAGGAGAUGGCGUUGCUGGCUACCUCGCUGCCUGACGGCAUCAUGGUCAAGACCUUCGAGGACAGAAUGGACCUCUUCUCAGCCCUGAUCAAGGGCCCCACUCGCACCCCCUACGAGGACGGCCUCUACUUGUUUGACAUCCAGCUCCCCAACAUCUACCCAGCCGUGCCCCCCCACUUCUGCUACCUCUCCCAGUGCAGUGGCCGCCUGAACCCCAACCUGUAUGACAACGGGAAGGUGUGCGUCAGCCUCCUGGGCACCUGGAUCGGAAAGGGCACAGAGAGGUGGACGAGCAAAUCCAGCCUCCUCCAGGUGCUCAUCUCCAUCCAAGGUCUAAUCCUGGUGAAUGAACCGUACUACAACGAGGCGGGCUUCGACAGCGACCGGGGCCUGCAGGAGGGGUAUGAGAACAGUCGCUGCUACAACGAGAUGGCGCUCAUCCGCGUGGUGCAGUCCAUGACCCAGUUGGUGCGGCGGCCGCCCGAGGUCUUCGAGCAGGAGAUCCGGCAACACUUCAGCACCGGUGGCUGGCGGCUGGUGAACCGCAUCGAGUCCUGGCUGGAAACCCACGCCCUGCUGGAGAGGGCCCAGGCGCUGCCCAACGGGAUCCCCAAGGACAGCGGCUCCCCGGAGCCACCCGCCGUGGCCGAGCUCUCAGACUACGGCCGAGAGGAAGCUGAGGACGGAGGGCUGUUCCCCGGAGAGGCCUCCCAGGGCUCAGACUCGGAGGGCGGCGCCCAGGGCCUGGCCUCGGCCAGCAGGGACCGCACAGACCAGACUUCGGAGGCAGCGCCCGACGCCCCGGUGCCCCCCAGCGUCAGACCAAAGAAGCGGAGAAAGAGCUACCGGAGCUUCUUGCCCGAGAAGAGCGGCUAUCCUGACAUCGGCUUCCCUCUCUUCCCACUCUCUAAGGGUUUCAUCAAGAGCAUCCGGGGUGUCCUGACGCAGUUCCGGGCCGCUCUGCUAGAGGCGGGCAUGCCUGAGAGCGCGGAGGACCAGUAGCCGCCAGCCCUCGAGGAAGAAGCGUCACGUGGGGAGAGGCCAGCCGCUGCCCGCUCGCUCCUUCCCCCGGAACCUUCCAUCUUCCCGUUUUCUCCUCUGUCCCCAACGCGAAAGCCCCUCGCUGCCCUCUCCCCGAGGUGAGUUUGAUGCUGAAGUGCAAGAAGUUUCAUGAGAUGCUGCCGUUUCUUUUCCGAAGCGAUCUUCCAACGGGCCGGUGCCCUGUGGCAAAGAGAAUCUGAAACCUGUUGCUGAUUUUCCACUUGUCACCCAGGCGGAGCGUCCCGGCACUUGCUCCCUCGCCGUCCCCAUCUCAAGGCGGAGGUGGGGUCUUCCUAGGGCCUGGCUCGGGGGCUCCGUCUGCCCCACGAGCCGUGCAGCUCAGCCGCAGGACGAGUGGGUGUGCCUUGCAUGAAGUGUGGGUUGCUCCAGCGUUUCCCCCCUCGUCCCUUUCAGCCUCUUCGGUGCCCCAUAGCGUCCCCGUUCCUGGGUCCUCCCGCUGCCACCGCCACCAGAUCCUCCCUUGUCUCCCCACCCCCCCCCCCACCCCCCUCCACCCCCAGCUGGGGAGUUGUGGCUGCCGUCACCGACUCCUGGCUCUGCUCUGGACCUUUCACAGGAUAAUCCUCAGGCUGUUGAACUUGCUCUCUCAGAGAGGUUGGGACCAGGCUGGGUUCAGGGUGACACCCGGGAGAGGUGGUGGUGGCCCUUGCGCAUAACAUGGAAUGAGGACCAGGUUGCUGCUGGAAAAGAAGACAGCUGUAGGUGCCUUGCUCUCGCGUCCAGGUGGCUGGGGCCCCGCAGUGCUGGCAAGCCGGUCUGCCCCCUGCCCCGUCCCGCCCCAGGGCCCUAGGAGGCAGGGAGGCGGCACAGACAAGGCCACAAGGCCGGGGCAGGUGCUGGGGCCCCUCCCGCAGACUCUGCCCCUCCCACCAUCACAUGCUAACCCUGGGAGGUGACAUAGAAGGAACCGGCCUGCUCUCUCUCUCUCUCUCUCUCUCUCUCUCUCUCUCUCUCUUUCUUGGUUGAGGAUGAGGCCUCCUGUUGCUUACAAACUCUGCAGGCUCAAUCUGGGGAGAGAGAGGUGGCCGACAGGGGUUCUCCUCCCUCGCAGAGACAGGCCCAGAGGUUUACAAGUUUUCUAAGCUUUUGAUAAUGUGAAGCUCCAGGUUAAGAGGAUGCUGUUGAGCACAUUGCAGCUAUGUAAUUUUUGGUGUAUGUAUGUAAUAUUUAAGGUUGAAAGAAAAUAAAUCUCAAAAGCAAAGAUAUUAACUCUUAUUAGAAAAAAAAAAGACAAAAAAAAAAAAAAGAAGCCAAAGCAUGAUGCGUCUUGUCCGCCUUCCGCUGGCUCCACACUGUGCUGUGCCGUAACCACCCGGCGGGCAGCGGCCGCAGGGAAGGACGGAGCCGGGCCGCGGCAUUUGGAGCCCUGAGUCGGUAUCUUGUUUGAGAAACAUCUAGAGUGGUGGGGCUGUGCUUCCCGGUGCGUUGUUCAUGUGGAGAUGUGAAUGCCUACUGCUUACGAUAUCUGUAUAAAGUGCUGUGUGAUUAAACUUUUUUUUUACUUGCAUUUUUUUCGUUUGGCUCAUUACAAUGUACAAAAAAGACAAGGUGGCACUAUUAAACCUGCCUCUGCCAUUCA
This is a messenger RNA of Felis catus (domestic cat), 5574 nucleotides long. RefSeq names its product ubiquitin conjugating enzyme E2 O (gene UBE2O). The transcript has 18 exons. Lineage: Eukaryota; Metazoa; Chordata; Mammalia; Carnivora; Felidae. Bases 48 to 3935 code for a protein of 1295 amino acids. The record is from RefSeq and is a predicted model, not a curated record.